Gossypium arboreum is the source of this 1115-nucleotide messenger RNA. RefSeq lists its product as uncharacterized. Bases 36 to 977 code for a protein of 313 amino acids. The transcript has 4 exons. Lineage: Eukaryota; Viridiplantae; Streptophyta; Magnoliopsida; Malvales; Malvaceae. The record is from RefSeq and is a predicted model, not a curated record.
UAAUACUGUUUUCCAGAACUGUGAGCCAGCGAGAGAUGAGUCACGUUCAAACAGAGAGAGAAAACGAGACGCUCGUAGAGGCGGCGCUUCGUGUCCUAAACACAGCCGACCCCUUCGAGAAGGCCCGGCAAGGCGACUCGGUGGCAUCCAAAUGGCUCCAAGGAACCAUCACCCGUCCCUACAACCCAUCGCAGGACCUUCCCGUUCCCGAUCGCCCCGCCAGGCUCACCAAUGUUAAACUGGUGUCGCCAAGUUUGAUGCCAAAGCUUGGGAAAGCAGGUAGCUUGCAGAGCAGGCAAGCCAUUGUGCAUAGUCUUGUGCAUACCGAGAGUUGGGCUAUUGACUUGUCUUGGGAUAUAAUUGCUCGUUUCGGUAAGAAAGAAGCAAUGCCAAGAGAAUUCUUUACGGAUUUUGUGAAGGUAGCUCAAGAUGAAGGCCGGCACUUCAGCCUGCUUGCAGCUCGGCUUAAGGAGCUUGGUUCUUCUUAUGGUGCAUUACCUGCUCAUGAUGGGCUAUGGGGUUCUGCAAUCGCUACAUCCAAGGACCUAUUGGCUCGAUUGGCAAUUGAGCAUUGCGUCCAUGAGGCUAGGGGACUUGAUGUUUUGCCAACAACCAUCUCUAGGUUCCGUAACGGAGGCGAUGAUGACACAGCUGAUUUACCGGAGAGAGUAGUUUACCCAGAAGAGAUUACACAUUGUGCUGCUGGAGUAAAGUGGUUUAAGUAUCUUUGCUUGAGAUCCAGAAAUCCAUCUUUGUAUCAAGAUAUCCUGGCACUGGAAGAAAGUGAAGCAGGCAGAAGUGAGACUCAAAUGGAUAAAGAAAGUGAAGAGGUGAUUCAUAAAUUUCAUGCAAUAGUAAGGACACACUUUAGGGGACCAUUGAAACCACCCUUUAAUGAGAAAGCAAGGAAAGCUGCUGGCUUCGGCCCUCAGUGGUAUGAUCCCCUCGCCGUGAAAGGCCCUGCCUCACAGUUCUAGCGGUAGACGUAUACGAACUCCGGUGUUCAUCAGAUUUGUGUUGCUUGUGAGAACUGUUUUCUUUUUUACUUCAAAUUCUGACCAGAAUCUCUGAAAUAUUCCAAAUUUUGAUAAUUAAUGAUUUUAUGUUGACUUUAA